Messenger RNA from Musa acuminata AAA Group (dessert banana), 3448 nucleotides. RefSeq names its product MDIS1-interacting receptor like kinase 1-like. The record is from RefSeq and is a predicted model, not a curated record. Gene Ontology annotation, biological process: protein phosphorylation. The transcript is spliced from 2 exons. The coding region runs from base 252 to 3356 and encodes 1034 amino acids. Gene Ontology annotation, molecular function: protein kinase activity; ATP binding; protein binding. NCBI's taxonomy places the organism in Eukaryota, Viridiplantae, Streptophyta, Magnoliopsida, Zingiberales, Musaceae.
UUUUACUCUGCUUGACAUCAGCUGUUGCAGAAACCGAGAUCUCACGAGCUAAGGAAUAAAAAGUAAACAGGGAGACAGAGGAGUGAUAGUGUCAUUUCGUCGAACGACAAAACCCCAUCUACUCUCCACCAUCUUAUAAACUCUUUUCUUCCAUGAUUCCAUCUCUCCUGUCUUCCUCCGUUUGUAGUGUGGGAGCGGACCUUGAACGAAGGCAAUGACGCACGGUUAGAGAGAAAGAAAGAGAAGGCAAAAUGCAGCAGCCAAUUGGCCUUCUCUUGUUUUCCUUCUUCUUCUUCUCCGUGCUGCUCUCCUGCGCUGUCAUUUCCAGUGCAGCUGGCGCUACUGCAGACGAUGAGAUCUCCGCCCUGCUUGCCAUCAAGUCGGGCCUGGUUGAUCCAUUGGAUGCUCUCCGUGACUGGAGAUCCCCCGCGGAUCCUCGAGACUCCAUGCACUGCAACUGGACCGGCGUCGGAUGCAACUCAUUCGGCUCCGUCGAGAAGCUUGACCUCUCGCAUAUGAACCUCAGCGGGUUGAUCGCUGACGACGUCCAGCGCCUCCACAACCUCACCACCCUCAACCUCUGCUGCAAUGCCUUCUCCUCCUCGUUCCCGAAAUCGCUUUCCGGCCUCUCGUUGCUCGGGGAACUUGAUGUCAGCGCGAACGCCUUCGUCGGCCAAUUCCCGUCCGGUCUGGGCUCCUCCCCGGCGUUGACGAUCGUAAAUGCAUCAGGCAACAACUUCGUCGGUCCGCUGCCGGAAGAUCUAUCCAAUGCCAAGUCUCUUGAGAUCAUAGACCUCCGGGGGAGCUUCUUCCAGGGAUCGAUUCCAGCGUCCUACGGGAGCCUCCAUAAGCUCAAGUUCCUGGGACUUUCCGGCAACAACCUCACCGGAAAGAUUCCGGUGGAGCUCAGUGAGCUUACAUCAUUGGAGAAGCUCAUAAUUGGAUACAACGAGCUCGAGGGGAGCAUUCCGGCCGAGUUCGGGAACCUCUUCAAUCUUCGGUACCUCGACCUGGCCGUCGGGAAUCUCGACGGCGCGAUCCCGCCGGAACUGGGGAAGCUGCAGCAGCUGACCACUCUGUACUUGUACAAGAACGACUUGGAAGGCGAGAUCCCGAAGGAGUUCGGAAACCUGUCGGCCUUGGUGAUGCUUGAUGUCUCGGACAACCGGAUUUCCGGCCCGAUACCGCUGGAAUUGGCCCAGCUGAAGAAUCUACGGCUCCUGAACCUUAUGUGCAACAGGCUCAAGGGUCCGGUGCCGCCCGGCUUUGGGGACUUGCGGCGGCUGGAGGUGCUCGAGCUCUGGAACAACUCGCUUACAGGUCCCCUGCCAGCAAAUCUUGGACGCAGCUCGUCGUUGCAGUGGCUCGACGCGUCCUCGAAUUCGCUGUCGGGCGAGAUCCCGAGCAGCCUAUGCGAUGGCCUCAACCUCACUAAGCUCAUUCUCUUCAACAACGCCUUCUCCGGGCCGAUCCCAGUCGGCUUGUCGACGUGCUUCUCGUUGGUCCGCGUGAGAAUGCAGAACAACAGGCUCAAUGGCACCAUACCGGGCGGGCUCGGGAAGCUGCCGAAGCUCCAGAGAUUGGAGUUAGCGGGCAACGAUCUCGAAGGCGAAAUUCCAGGCGACAUCUCCAUGUCAACGUCGCUCUCCUUCGUCGAUCUCUCGCACAACCACCUCCAAUUAUCUAUCCCUUCCAACAUCUUCUCCAUCCCCACGUUGCAGAGCUUCAUGGCGUCCGAUAACCUGCUCGUCGGAGGAAUCCCAGACCAGUUUCAGGAUUGCCCGACGCUGGCCGCGCUCGACUUGUCGAACAACCGCCUCACCGGAGGCAUCCCAGCGAGCCUCGCCUCGUGCCAGAGGAUCGUCAGCUUGGACUUACAUGGCAACAGGAUGACCGGGCAGAUCCCCGUUGCAAUCGCGAUGAUGCCGGCGCUCGCAAUCCUUGAUCUGUCGAACAAUCUCCUGACGGGCUCUAUUCCGGAGAACUUCGGAAGCUCGCCGGCUCUCGAAACCUUGAAUUUGUCCUACAACAAUCUCUCCGGACCUGUCCCGAGUAAUGGGAUCCUGAGGACCAUCAAUCCCGACGAACUCGCCGGCAAUUCGGGCCUUUGCGGUGGCGUGCUAGCGCCAUGUGACUCGGAUGCCGACGUGGGGUGGCCCGAGAGACGAAAGAGUGCUCAUCUGACGCACAUUGUUGCGGGAUGGAUGACGGGGAUCUCUGCAGUCCUCGCCUUCUGUAUAGUUCUUUUGGGAGCUCAGCAUCUCUACAAGAAGUGGUACGUCAACGGCAGCUGCUGCGGAGGACGGUUCGACGUAGAGAACGGCGAAUGGCCGUGGAGGCUGACCGCAUUUCAGCGGCUCAGCUUCGCGACCAGCGACAUACUCGCCUGCGUCAAGGAGGCCAACGUGAUCGGCAUGGGCGCCACCGGGAUCGUCUACAAGGCGGAACUGCAGAGACCGCACGCGGCGGUCGCAGUCAAGAAGCUCUGGCGGACGGGAUCGCCCGAGCCCGGAAGCUCGAACCUCAGGGCCGACAUUGCCAGAGAAGUAAACGUACUGGGGAAGCUGAGGCACCGCAACAUCGUGCGUCUGCUUGGCUACAUGCGCAACGACACCGACACCAUGAUCCUAUACGAGUACAUGCCGCACGGAAGCCUGUGGGAGGCGCUGCACGGGCCGCAGGCCGGCGGCCGGGUGCUGCCUGACUGGGUGUCGCGGUACAAUGUGGCAGUCGGAGUCGCACAGGGCCUCGCGUACCUCCACCAUGAUUGCCACCCUCCCAUCAUUCACCGUGACAUCAAGUCCAACAACAUCUUACUGGACGCCAACCUGGAGGCGAGGAUCGCCGACUUCGGCCUCGCCAAAAUGAUGGCGAGGACGAACGAGACGGUGUCGGUGGUCGCCGGAUCUUAUGGUUACAUCGCUCCAGAGUAUGGCUACACCACGAAGGUGGAUCAGAAGAGUGACAUCUACAGCUUCGGGGUGGUUCUCAUGGAGCUCGUCACAGGGAAGAGGCCGAUCGAGCCGGAGUUCGGCGAGAGCCAAGACAUCGUCGGGUGGGUUCGCGACAACGUGAGGGGCGACCGAGGAGUCGAGGCAGUGCUCGACCCGAGCGUCGGAGGCCAAUGCAAGCAUGUGCAGGAGGAGAUGGUUUUAGUGCUCCGGAUCGCAGUGCUGUGCACGGCGAAGCUUCCCAAGGACCGGCCGUCGACGAGGGACGUGCUCACCAUGCUCGGCGAGGCGAAGCCCCGGAGAAAAAGCAGCAGCAGCAGUAGCAGUAGCGCAGGUGUAGGAAGCACCGUAGUGGACAAGGAUAAGCCUGUCUUCAGUACAUCACCGCAUUCCGGUUACCUCUAGCCAUCAGCACGUAGUGCUUUUCUUACUCAUCCUGUAGAUUAAUGUGAUUGCGAGCUUGUAUCAGACGUCUGUAAACAAGGUGUUCGACAUAA